Messenger RNA from Nomia melanderi (Alkali bee), 1793 nucleotides. RefSeq lists its product as uncharacterized. The record is from RefSeq and is a predicted model, not a curated record. Gene Ontology annotation, molecular function: protein binding. NCBI's taxonomy places the organism in Eukaryota, Metazoa, Arthropoda, Insecta, Hymenoptera, Halictidae.
CUUCAGACGAAACAUGGAGUCUCGCCGAUUUUGAUGUGUCGAGUAUGAGGAACGACAUCGAGUACCUGGAAAAAUAUACGGUUGCACCUUCACCUAGCAGAGAUUAUUACGGGCUUAAAGUUCUCCAUAACAAGGUGAUAUUAUAUAUUUGGAAGAUCUCACACGGUCCUCACAAAAUCCCACUCAUACGAACCUCCAAUUUUUCCGAUUUUGAACAAGACAAACAACUGCAAGAAGAAAUUCGACGAAAUUUCGGUAAAUAUUUACUGAAGCACGUGAGAAACAUCGCUUCAGGACGCAGAAAGACUCUUCUUACGUUGCCGAAGAUUCUGAUUGGAAGGUUGGUCAAAUAUCUGUCAGUGAAUGAUAUCGUGAAUUUGACAACAUUAUCACACGUGACUAAAGAGAUCUUCGAUGAUAAUUUCAUCUGGGAAAUAUUGUAUAAUAGAUACAUGCUACUAACAAACAAGAACGAUAAACUAUCCAGCAGUUGUGACUGGAAGCAAUUAUUUCAACAGGCACAAAUACAAGGACUAAUGAACGAGCACAAGGUAUCUCGGUCUCGUCAGCCAUCAAAACAGACGAAAACCAAUUCGAAGGUUGAAAACUUAUUGAAAGUUGCGAACGUACCUUUGAAAGGAACGUCGAGAUCCGUUCCGUCGACAAAUCAAGCAACGAAGAAAUCAUCUGAAGAUGUUUGGAGAGUAAUUCCAAAUUCUAUUACUAGAAAAGUAUCAGAUUUUCGCUUAGAAAGAUUAACGAUCGAGAACCAGAUCGUUGAUGAAAAGAGAGCACCGCCGACCAAAUCGCUUCAAACGAGUGGACAGAAGACAACGAAAAGAACGCAGAAUCAAUCGAAAGUAUUAACCAAGCCUGAAUCUAAUCGCGAAACUAAUGACAACAGAGCAUUUGUCGGUAAACUUACUACAGAGAAAUCUGACAGAAGACAAACCAGGGCACGCAGAACGAAUACCAAACACGAUAUGAAAUCGGUUAGCAGUAGCAGCGUUAGAACAAUGGUGGAGAGACCAGGCUUUGAUAAAGCGAAAGAUUUGACACAUGUAAACUCUACCAUAACUGAAAAAUCAACAUUAUGGUCGAUGCAAUCGCAUAGAUCGAAAGGAAAGAAGAAAACGAAGAAGAUCGGGCAGAGUAAAUCGAUGAGCUUGAGUACCAACAUGUCUCAGGUCGAUGAUCAAUUCGCGAUUAGGGACGAUAGUUUCAAUUUCGCCGAUUUAAUCGAUGCCAGUUUAAAAAGUAUUCGUAAUUCUAACAGCAUGUUGGAUUAUAAUUCUGUCUGCAUCGACAGACCAAAAUCAUGUGGCGGCGAUGGGAAAGAUGCGUCGAAGAAAACAAAGGAACUUCCGAGAGUAUUGAAAAGCGGUUGCGGCAGAAAGAUGCUCGAUCGGUUGUCUGAAAAAUCUGAACCUCUAACAGCUAAGUCGAUAUAUUCUGAUAUCUCUUCUUGGUCAGAUUUCUCGAGCAACUCGAAAACGUUAAAAGAGAAAGCGAAAAAUGAGACACAAUCGAAUAAAGUUCGAUCCAAAGCAGAGAUUGACGAAGAUAAAUUGGAUUGUUCCGAGCGAUACAAUCUUUGUAAUAAAAAAGCUGCACUAAAGAUAAAUUCUACUGAGCACAGAGCUGUAAAUUCUAAAAAGUUAUUGGACAAAAUGGCUGUGUUACGAUCGUUGGGAUCUAAUAGUACCUGUGGGAGAUCGUCUGAAAACAGCACUCUUACUAAUAUAAAUCGAUAUGAAUUUCGGAAGCCAGUAAACAGUAUGUAUAAACACUAA